Prosopis cineraria is the source of this 296-nucleotide messenger RNA. Its product is annotated as protein RADIALIS-like 3. Lineage: Eukaryota; Viridiplantae; Streptophyta; Magnoliopsida; Fabales; Fabaceae. Gene Ontology annotation, molecular function: DNA-binding transcription factor activity. The record is from RefSeq and is a predicted model, not a curated record.
AUGGAUGACUGUAGCAAGGUUUUGAGAGGAUGGAGUUGGGAGGAGAACAAAUUGUUUGAGUUGGCAUUGGCGGUGGUAGACAACCAAUACCCAGAUCGUUGGGAGGUGAUCGCGGCCAUGAUCGGAGGAAAUAAGAAUGCAGGGGACGUUCAGGAGCACUACGAGACCCUUCUGGAGGAUUUGCAUCUCAUAGAAUCAGGAAAGCUCGAUCACAAGCUUCCACAGACUCAACCCUGUCUUCUGCUCGAAUUUACCCACUCCUUGUGCUUGUCUGAUUAAAGACAUAUAUGCAACCA